AUGUUGGACCUAAAACAUUUAACAUUUAUUUUCUUAUUGUUAUCGUUGAUAUUUGCACAACGACAAUAUAUACCGACACCCCGAUAUUCUCAUACAGCAGUAAUGAUAGGAAAUAAAAUAUAUUUCACAGGUGGUUAUAACCACCAAGGUAAACGGCGAUUUGAAGAUUUUUUUUAUUUAGAUUUAUCAAUUCCAAUUGAUACAACACAAAAACAAAAAAUACCUUUUUUCUCUGAAAAUAAUGAAGGACUUACAGCAAAUUCUUGGUCCAUAAGUGGACUCGGUGGUAAAAAUAAAGAUCAAAUAUUUAUUUUUGGUGGAUUCAUGGAUGAUAAUAGUUCAUUAGUGUUACAGUAUGAUUCACCGAACAAGCGAUGGAUACGUCCAAUUAUAAACGGAUCACCACUACCUAUUAGAAGAAGAGAAACUACAAGUGUGGUAGAUGAUGAAGGGUUAAUGUAUAUUUGGUCUGGUACCACAAAUACUUUUUUUGGCCAACCUUUUAAUGAUAUAAUUGAUGAUAUGGUUAUAUUGGAUACUGUAGGGUUAAGUUGGCAAAUUAAAAGUACUCCUUUUGCUAGAUAUAGUUCUACUGCCGUUUUAUUAUCUGAUGGUAUGAUUUUAUAUAUUGGUGGUAGGUCGGAGGAUUUUGGAUAUGUUCCAAUGAAUCAGCUUACAAUAUAUAAUACUAAGUUAGAUACAUGGUUUAACAUUACAACAAGUGGAUUUAUUCCAGAAGGUCGUGUGGGACAUACAGCUAUAUUAGGAAAUUUGACAAAUUAUGGAGAAACAGAUGAGUUACUUAUAUUAGAUAUUGCAAAUAAAGCAGAAUAUAAAUGGGUAACCACGAUAGAUAAACCUGUACCUAUUUCUAUUUCACCUUCAAAUAAUUCGACCCCAAAUCCCAAGCCAGGCGGUGUUAAUGUUGGUCUUUUAAUUGGUAUUGGUUUGGUUAGUCUCGGAUUAAUUUCUGGUGGUAUAUUCUACUUUUGGUAUAGAAAUAAACGUAGGAAUAAUCAAUAUGGUGGUAAUAAUAAUAAUAUUCAAAAUCAUGACCGAGUUUUAGAAAUUCCUAAACAUCACAUCAAUGACCAAAUACAAGAAUAUCAUUUAACAACUUAUAAUGAUUUCCAAACUCCCGCUUUGACGAUUUCUUCACAAGAAUAUAAAACUGCUACCGGACCGGCUAAUUGGCUAUAG
This is a messenger RNA of Funneliformis caledonium, 1200 nucleotides long. NCBI's taxonomy places the organism in Eukaryota, Fungi, Glomeromycota, Glomeromycetes, Glomerales, Glomeraceae. The record is from the annotation of a GenBank genome assembly.